AUGUCUUCCAAUAGACCUCGUAUUAUUACUGCCAGAGCUCCAGUUCUGCCACAACAAACUACUCCAGAACAAAGAUAUUGGAGACAGUAUUCUUCUGCACAAUUGGUGAAAGAACACAAUGCCGUGACACAUAUUUCCUUCAAUCCACAAAGUCCAUAUGAUUUUGCAGUCACAUCUUCAACCAGGAUUCAGUUAUUUUCUUCAAAGACUAGACAAGUUAUUAAAACAUUUUCCCGUUUCAAAGAUGUUGUUUAUUCUGCAUCAUUCAGAGCAGAUGGUAAAUUAUUAGUAGCUGGUGAUGCUACCGGUUUAGUUUCAAUUUAUGAUUCAUAUAAUCCAAGAAAUAUUUUAGUGUCUAUUAAUGCAUCUACACAUCCAACACAUGUGACAAAAUUCCAUCAGCAUGAUAAUAAGACCUUGAUUACUGCAAGUGAUGAUAGAUUGACCAGAGUCUGGGAUAUAUCUCAUCCAUAUGAACCACAAUUAGAAUUAAGUGGUGCCACAGAUUAUAUUCGUUCGCUUUGUUUUAUACCCAAUGCUCCACAUUUAGUUGCUACUGGUUCUUACGAUAAUUUUGUUAGAUUAUACGACACUAGGAGUAAAUCAAAUAAACCAAUCUUCCAAUUGAACCAUGGUAAUCCAAUUGAAAAUGUAAUAUCUAUAUCACCAACUCAAUUGGUAUCAUGUGGUGGAACAAGUUUUAAGGUUUGGGAUUUGACCCAUAAUUCUACUUUAUUCGAAAGAGGAAACUUUAAUAAAACUGUAACAUGUUUAGACUAUAUUGAAAAGUUCAAUGCUCCGAUGAAUUCUGCUUUAAUUGCAUCCUCUUUGGAUGGUCAUGUUAAAGUGUUUGAUCCAUUAGAUAAUUUUAAAGUUAAAUUUGGAUGGAAAUUCUCCAGUGCAGUAUUAAGUUGUGCCAUUUCUCCAUCUAUAAUGGGUGACGACUCUAAUAAUGGUGGUAUACUUGGUUCAAAAGAAGAUUUAAAUGCUAGAAUGAAUAGACAUUUGGUUGUUGGGAUGUCUUCUGGUCUUCUAGCUAUUAGAACAAAGAAAGGGUCCAUUGUCAAAACAAAAGAAGCUAAAGCAAAACUUAUGGAAUCCCAGUUAGCAUCACAGUCGACACCAAAGAGUAAUAACUUUAAAAGAAUGAUGAGAGGUUUAGAUUAUAAUGGUGACCAGGAGAAUAUUAUUCAUAACGACACAUCUAAACCACAACAACAACAGCGUCGUAUACGUCCAUUUGAAAGAUGCAUCAAUAAAUUCAAGUGGUCAGAAGCACUUGAUUGUGCUUUUGUUCCUGGUAUGGCUAAAGAAUUGACAGUUACUAUUUUACAAGAGUUGAGAAAACGUGGUAAAAUUCGUGUUGCAUUAUAUAAUAGAGAUGAAACUACUCUUGAACCAUUGUUAAAUUGGUGUUUAAGAGGUAUUGAAGACGUUAGGUUUUGUUCGAUUGUGGCAGAUUGGAUAGCUGUUGUUUUAGAAUUAUAUGGUAACAAUAUUAUAGAAAACUCGCCUGUAUUACAACAAAUUUUAAUUGAUUUAAGAAAUAAGGUGAGAAAUGAAAUACACAAGGCUAAAGAGGCAAAAAGAAUUGAAGGCAUGUUACAAUUAUUAACAAAUUGA
Molecule: messenger RNA, 1623 nt
Organism: Arxiozyma heterogenica
Lineage: Eukaryota; Fungi; Ascomycota; Saccharomycetes; Saccharomycetales; Saccharomycetaceae
Gene: UTP15
Product: snoRNA-binding rRNA-processing protein UTP15
Exons: 1
Coding region: 1-1623 (540 amino acids)
Biological process (GO): positive regulation of transcription by RNA polymerase I; rRNA processing
Cellular component (GO): nucleolus
Molecular function (GO): protein binding
Source: RefSeq, a predicted model, not a curated record